This is a messenger RNA of Drosophila virilis, 2158 nucleotides long. It is a transcript of the gene Wnt4, whose product is annotated as Wnt oncogene analog 4. Gene Ontology annotation, molecular function: frizzled binding; cytokine activity. Lineage: Eukaryota; Metazoa; Arthropoda; Insecta; Diptera; Drosophilidae. Gene Ontology annotation, cellular component: extracellular region. The record is from RefSeq and is a predicted model, not a curated record. Gene Ontology annotation, biological process: multicellular organism development; cell fate commitment; neuron differentiation.
UCAGUAGCUUUAGCUCGCCAUUUCAUAAAAUUGCUUUGAAAGUACGUUGAGGCUACAAAUCAUUUUUGUAACAUUACUUAUUGAAUGAAGAACAAGUGCAAGAUGCAUUCAACAUUUCUAAGCCUGAUGCUGCUGCUGCAGUUACUUAGCCGGCUGGGACGCUGCCAGGAUCAGCAACUGUUGGUGCCGAGCAUCGAGAGCAAUGCCAAUGUGCAACAGCAACAACAACAACAGCAACAGCAACAACAACAACAACAGCAGCUGCAACAACAACAGCAACAACAGCAACAACAACAACAGUUGCACAGCAGCAACAUCAACAACCAGCAGCACCUGGGCAAUCCCAGCCUGAACAGCUCGAUGUUCAAUGCGAUGCUCGCUGCCACUGGCCAAUUGGCUGGCCCAGCCAUUGGCGGCACGAUGCAGCUGCCCGUUGGCGCUGGCGGUGCGGCGAUCAAUCAGCUGGGCGGCGGCCUGGCCACCGGCGGCCUGGGCAGCAGCACGGCAAGCGCGCCGGCAGCCGGUGGCAUUGGACAUGGGCAUGUCAUGAACCAUGGCUCGACUCAUGGCAUGGGCGUGCAUGGCGCUGCCGGACAUGGCCCUGGACCAGGACACGCACAUGGACAUAUGAUCCCGGCUCUGGCCAAUCUGGGCGUGAUAUUGAGCGGCAAGGGCAUGUCGGGCGGCUAUGGAGGAACCAUGCUGAACCCAGGCGCCACAGGAAACGUUGCGGCAGGAGGCAUUGCUGUUGGCGGGGGAGGCGGCAUGGAUAUGCAGAGUCCAUACGAACAUUUCAUUUCGGAACACACAGUCAUGGCCGUUUUCACAUCGCAGGGUCAGGUGGGCGGACCCUGCCGUUAUAUGCCUGCCACACGGCGGCAGAAUCAUCAGUGCCGCAAGGAGACCGGUCUGCCUGGUGCGCUGAGCGAGGCACGACGCUUGGCCACCACCCACUGCGAGGAUCAGUUCCGUUACGAUCGCUGGAACUGUUCCGUCGAGACGCGCGGCAAGCGUAACAUAUUCAAGAAGCUCUACAAGGAGACGGCAUUUGUGCACGCCCUAACGGCAGCCGCUAUGACCCAUUCGAUAGCCCGAGCGUGCGCCGAGGGCCAGAUGACCAAGUGCACCUGCGGGCCGCGCAAACAGAAUCGUCCGGAUCAGGACUUUCAAUGGGGCGGCUGCAACGAUAAUCUAAAGCAUGGCAAGCGGCUGACGCGCAACUUUCUCGAAUUGCACACCAGCGAUGGGGACGAGGUUACCGAAAUAUUGCGACAUGACUCUGAAGUUGGCAUCGAGGCCGUCUCCACGCUGAUGAAGGACAAGUGCAAGUGCCACGGCGUCUCCGGCUCCUGCUCGACGAAGACCUGCUGGAAGAAGAUGGCUGAUUUCAAUUCUACGGCCACGCUGUUGCGCCAGAAGUAUAACCAGGCCAUACGCAAGCCCACCAACCAGCGCAACACGCGCCAGACCACGGCGAGUCGCUUGAAAAAACCAAAACAGCGACGUAAGAAACAACAACAAUACACAACGCUCUAUUAUUUGGAGACCUCGCCCAACUACUGCUCGGUCACCAAGAAUCGCCAGUGUCUGCAUCCCGACAACUGUGCGAAUUUGUGCUGUGGGCGUGGCUAUGUCACGAGCGUCCUCAAGAAGAUGGAGAACUGUCGCUGCCGAUUCAGCAAUGGACGUUGUUGUGAUCUGAUCUGUGACUUUUGUCAGCGCUAUGAGAAUAAAUAUUAUUGUAAAUAAGUAGGCUGGGCCCCGCCAACUUCCUUCCCAGCACUAUAUCUCUAAAUCUCUGUCCCUCCCUCUCUCGUACUAUCUAUCUCUCUCCAUCACACACAUAUGGCAUACACAUAGAAUGCUCUCUUUCUACUUUUUAAAUGUAAUUUGUAAAGUUUUUUUCGAUUAUGGCUUGUAUUUUUUCCAUUCCUAACUUAAAGAAAAUACUUUGAACAAAAUGAUAAGCAACGCGAAAAUGAUAUGAAAAACCAAUAUAAACAACACUCGGAAAAGAUCACACACUCACACAGACACACGCACACACACACACACACACACAUACAUGCUCACACAUACAAGCAUAGACCUACAUCUAUAUUAUAGAUAUUAACGUAUAUAGUAACAGUUAGCUGCCGUCGCAUUCAGAACAAAAAAA